AUGCUUGAGGUCAAGGAUUUCUUCGUCCCUGUACUGGAUAUCGUGAAUUGCACCUUAUCAUUUCGGAUCAAUGUGCCAGGAGUGUUCACGGUUUCCUGGUACUAUUGCGUUGGACACCCUUUUCCUGUACUCCUUCAAGUGCGAGAAUCCGCAUUCGGUAACUAUUGGGUUACAAAAGUUGAACAGGAUGAAGUCGUCUCGGCACUCUCCAUGCCGAACGUCUCGAGUUCGAGCGAGCUAAGCAAGCCGUUACUGGCAUCAUCCUACUUUAUUUAA
This is a messenger RNA of Haemonchus placei, 276 nucleotides long. NCBI's taxonomy places the organism in Eukaryota, Metazoa, Nematoda, Chromadorea, Rhabditida, Trichostrongylidae. The record is from the annotation of a GenBank genome assembly.